This is a messenger RNA of Cyclocybe aegerita, 1854 nucleotides long. The record is from the annotation of a GenBank genome assembly. Lineage: Eukaryota; Fungi; Basidiomycota; Agaricomycetes; Agaricales; Hemipholiotaceae.
AUGAGCGCAGACUCUGAGUCCGACGCCGCCCUCGACUGGCUCCUCUCUAUUGCCGCAACCUGCACGAGCUCGCCGAUACCGACGACGUCUUCGUCGCCUGCAGACUUUACGGAUUGGCUGCACAUCUCACCAUCAGCAGCGUCGACGUCCGACCCGUCUUCGCCACUGCUCGAUGUUUCUUCGUCGACACGCGUCAAUGUGCCGUCAAGUGACGAUGGGCUUGGAUAUCGCUACAUCUACAACCUACACAACCUACGCGACGGAGGACCCGCACCGACACCCGCCAACACUGGCAGCAACGCCUCUUCAGCAGUACAGAUGGACGUUCAGGUUCCUGGGAUCUUCAACCAACACCAUCGGAUGCUCUCGCUUGAGUCAAAUAGCGCAACACUCAUAAAUACGCCCUCUCCUCGCACUUUUGAACUCUUCUCUCCCGCUAAACAUGGCCUACAUCGACCAACUCUGGGAUCUCUCUCGCCUGUCUCUCUCUUCGCUUCACCAGCUUCGCAGCUUAUUCAGGACCUUCAGAAGAGCCCUUUCGGACAACUCUACUACGACCCUGCAGCACCUUCGCUGGCUGCACAUGUCUCGGAUUUCUCGCCUGUCGUUCGUGCAGAUAAGAUGCAGGAGUAUCUCGAACCUGUGGAAGCACCAGCACCGAAAACCAAGAAGAGAAAGAGAAGAACUGGCCACCCUCAGUUGGCGACAUCUUUUAUGGAAAGGCUUCACGCUGCUCCUACUUCUGUGCAAGCAGACACAGCUUCAGCUCGAACUCAAAAGCCUAUUGCAGAAGCGUCGGAACAAACGACAAACGUUGCUUCCCUUGCUCUCCUUUCUCCUUGCAAACUUGCCCCUGCACGCUCUCCUCGGUUUCAACUAGAGAAACCUUUUACUGCCGACGCUCAAACUACUCUGAUAUCUCAAGGCGCUCCUCCAUUACCUCUGCUUGUGCCAUCCGCUAGUCUCUCAGCACGCUCUUUGUUUGAUUCUCCGCUAACACCCCUUACACCACUGACAAGUUCACCUGCCGUUUCACCUGCUCCUGCUCCUGCCCUGCUCAAAAUCACUCUUAAGAUUAAACGCCCAGCCGUCGAUCCAGUACCCACCACUCCUGUUCGGCGAAGCAAGCGAUCUCGCAGAGCGACUAUCAUCGAGUCGUCUCCCGUCGAGAGCGAGCCGUCCGAACGGGCUGCUUCGCCAGAACCAGGGACAGAGUCGACCCCUGUGUUCACCAACCGGACUCUUCCUGCAAGCAUCGAAAUUUCGCCGAACUUCCCGUUGUUCUACCGGCGCUUCCCAAUGAGCGCGUCCUACCAAGCUCCAGACGCCGAUUCUCCUUAUAGCCUCUGCAACGUUGCACCUCCUGGAGGAUCGUACAACCCUCCUCGCAGCGUGUUGGACCUAUACACACCACGCUUUGUCAAAGGCAAGGGUGUUGAGAAAGUCGGCCUAUGCCCGAUCUGCGUCGAACCUCUCUCACGAGGCGGCGAAAACAAGAAGCUCUGGUUUGCAAUGAAAUUCUCAGCUUUUAACUACCACAUGCAGUACGCCCAUGGUAUAUCAGCCGCAACCGGCCGACCUUUCUCUCCUCCUACCAUGUUCCGAACUGUCCGGCGCCCAAACCCUGGCAAGAAGGAACGCCACCAGAUCCAGCAAGGCAAAUGCCACAAAUGUGACAAAUGGAUUGCUGUUGAAGGUAUCAAGGAUAUGGAGAACAAGGUCAAAGAAUUGCACUGGUGGAAGCAUGCUGCCACCUGCCACCACGAAUCGACUAUAGAAGGCGUCGGCGAUUAUUAUGAGGAAGACGAAGUCUACAUCAAGCUCACGAACCUGGCAGAUCCGGCAUCUCCUUGA